This is a messenger RNA of Rhineura floridana, 942 nucleotides long. RefSeq names its product olfactory receptor 5AP2-like. Gene Ontology annotation, biological process: sensory perception of smell; G protein-coupled receptor signaling pathway. Bases 1 to 942 code for a protein of 313 amino acids. Gene Ontology annotation, cellular component: membrane. The record is from RefSeq and is a predicted model, not a curated record. The transcript has a single exon. NCBI's taxonomy places the organism in Eukaryota, Metazoa, Chordata, Lepidosauria, Squamata, Rhineuridae. Gene Ontology annotation, molecular function: odorant binding; G protein-coupled receptor activity; olfactory receptor activity.
AUGGAAGAAAUGUCUGUGUGGAAUCAUUCAAGAGUCACUGAGUUUAUUCUUCUGGGAAUCACACAACGAAAGGAGCUAAAACUGCCCCUCUUCUUUUUGUUUCUUCUUAUCUACAUUGUCACCCUGGUGGGGAAUGUAGGGAUGAUUGUGUUAAUCAGAAGGGACUCUCGACUCCAUACCCCCAUGUACUUCUUUCUUAGUAAUUUGGCGUUUAUAGAUGUUAACUAUUCUUCAGCCAUUACACCCAACAUGUUGGUGGAUCUCUUAGCAGAGAGGAAAAGCAUUGGGGUUGUUGGAUGUGCCACUCAAAUGUUUAUGUUUGUUAUAUGUGGGAGUUCUGAAUGUCUCCUAUUGGCUGUGAUGGCGUAUGACCGGUACAUGGCUAUCUGCAAUCCUCUGCAUUACUCCAUCACAAUGUCCAGGGAAAGGUGUAUCUGGCUGGUGGGGGGUUCAUAUUUCCUUGGCAUUUUUUAUGCAGUUUUAUAUACAGUGCUUACCUUCACUUUAUCCUUUUGUGGGUCAAACAUGAUCAAUCAUUAUUACUGUGAUAUUCCCCCGUUGUUACAGCUUUCUUGUUCUGAUACCCACACCAACGAGACAGUGAUAUUUGUGCAGGUUAGUAUAAACUGUGUGGGCACUACAGCGAUCAUCUUAAUCUCCUAUGUCUGUAUCUUGGCCACCAUUUUGAAGAUCCGCUCUACUGAGAGCAGGCGCAAGGCCUUUUCCACUUGCACUUCCCAUCUGUCAAUUGUUAGCUUAUUCUAUGGGACAAUUUUUUUCAUGUAUUUGCGGCCCAGUUCCUCAUAUGCACUGGAAGAAGACAAAGUGGCCUCACUGUUCUAUACUGUGGUGAUCCCCAUGUUGAAUCCCCUCAUCUACAGCCUGAGAAACAAGGAGGUUAAGGAUGCAUUUUGGAAAAUGCUUGAGAAAACAUCAUCCUAA